AUGGCCAAACGCACACUCGACGCGUUCUUUUCAUCUUCGACGACGCCGCCCAAAAGGGCACGCCUGGACAACACGAACCCCUUGCCACCAGUAUCGACAACACUGAAUACCAAUAGCAACAACGUCAAACAGACCGAGGACAGUGUCAACGAUCGCCACGGUCAACCACAAUCACACUCCCACCCCAACCCCGAGUCCCCAAACUCGAACCAAUCCGAAUCUCUACCACUGGCAGCGGCAAUGCCAUUGCCAGUCCAAACCACAAACCACACCACCUAUCCCUGGCCAAUACCCCAUCUCCCACGCCAUAUCGCAUCCGAGCUCGAACUCCAAGUCACAGCCCAGGGCCAAGAAAUACGCAACCGCCCCGACUUGGACCUUUUAUAUUUCCAACCGUUCAUCCCCAAAUCCAUUGCGCGGGAUUUCUUCGAGUUUCUACGGUCUGAAUUGUUUUUCUAUCGUGUAAAAUAUACGAUCAAGCGGUUCGGAAAGGAAACCGUCGUCAACACGCCGCGAUUUACGACUGUGUUUCGAUUAGAUGAGACGAGUCGAUUUAGAUGGUUGGACGAGGCCACGACCACAAUAGUCGAGGCAAAAGCAUCAAAUUCUUCUGUCCCUGUUCCAGUUUCUCGCUCAAAAUACAAAUGCACACCCCGCCCUAUCCCCGAAUGUCUCGACCUCCUCCGCCGCAUCACCGAAGCCGCCACCAACACUUCAUACAAUUUCUGUCUAGUCAACUACUACGCCUCGGGCAGCGACAGUAUAUCGUACCACAGUGACGACGAGUACUUUUUGGGCCGGGACCCGGCAAUUGCGUCGUUUACGUUGGGUGCGAGGAGGGAUUUUUUGAUGAGACAUAAACCGGACAAACGGAAACAGGACGAAAAUCAAAACGACAAUGGAGACGGAAAUAAAGACGGUAAACAGACACAGCCACAGGAUUUGAAGCUGUCUCUCGCCAGCGGCGAUAUGGUUCUUAUGCGUGGACCCACACAGGCGAAUUGGAUGCAUAGUAUUCCGAAACGGAAAGGAGGAGAAGCCGACAGGGGGAGAAUCAAUAUUACGUUCAGAAGGGCGAUGAUUCCGGCGGGGACGGAGAACUAUUAUCGAUAUAAUGUUGGUGAAGGGGGGGUGUUUAGGUGGGAUAGAGAGAAGAGGGAGAUGGUGCCUUGGGAUGGAUCUACUCCAUGA
Molecule: messenger RNA, 1191 nt
Organism: Exophiala dermatitidis NIH/UT8656
Lineage: Eukaryota; Fungi; Ascomycota; Eurotiomycetes; Chaetothyriales; Herpotrichiellaceae
Exons: 1
Coding region: 1-1191 (396 amino acids)
Biological process (GO): DNA repair
Source: RefSeq, a predicted model, not a curated record